This is a messenger RNA of Magnolia sinica, 660 nucleotides long. Its product is annotated as pentatricopeptide repeat-containing protein At2g13600-like. Gene Ontology annotation, molecular function: RNA binding; protein binding. Gene Ontology annotation, biological process: RNA modification. The transcript has a single exon. Bases 1 to 660 code for a protein of 219 amino acids. The record is from RefSeq and is a predicted model, not a curated record. Lineage: Eukaryota; Viridiplantae; Streptophyta; Magnoliopsida; Magnoliales; Magnoliaceae.
AUGCAUGCCAAAUGUGGGGACCCUGACAGGGCCUACGAGUUGUUUCAGAGUUGGAAGGACAAAGACGUGGUUUGCUAUAGCUCCAUGAUAGAGGGGUUUGGUGUCCAUGGGCGUGGCAAGGAGGCCCUCCAGAUCUUUCGUCAACUUCAAGAAGAGGGGUUAAAGCCCGAUAGUAUUUGCUUCAUUGGGAUCUUAUCUACCUGUAGCCAUGCGGGUCUGGUGGAUGAGGGUGGCCACUACUUUGAGUCCAUGAGAAACGAGUACUUGAUCCCUCCAACUGCAGAUCACUACAUGUGCAUGGUUGACCAGCUUGGACAUGCCGGGUACAUAGAAGAAGCAUACAGAAUCAUCACAACAAUGAUGCCUCCAGUCCAACCUCAUGCAGGUGUUUGGGGGCCCCUGCUGAAUGCAUGUAGAAUCCACUCAGACAUUAAGUUGGGAGAGAAAGCAGCUUGGCAUCUACUGGAGUUGGAACCAGAGAAUGCGGGGAACUAUUUGCUGCUUUCCAAUAUGUAUGCAAAGACUAGGAAGUGGGAGGAUGUUGCGAAGGUGAGGGCCCUUAUGAGGAAAUGUGGGAUGAGGAAGCCACCCGGCUGCAGCUGGAUCGAAGUGGAAGGCAACAUCCACAGAUUAUUGGUGGCUGAUGUUUGGGAUAUUUGA